Chelonus insularis is the source of this 2299-nucleotide messenger RNA. RefSeq lists its product as uncharacterized. Lineage: Eukaryota; Metazoa; Arthropoda; Insecta; Hymenoptera; Braconidae. Bases 211 to 2160 code for a protein of 649 amino acids. The transcript has 2 exons. The record is from RefSeq and is a predicted model, not a curated record.
UGUAACACCUUCGAGACUGAAUUUAAGUUCAGUUGAUAUGGUUAUAUUAGUUUCCAUCAAUGAAACACCUUCGUAAUAAUUCGGAAUUUUUUAUUGAAGAAAUUGAAUUGGUUUUUUUAAUGCGAUAAUUUGGUUUUUUUUUUGAGUUUAAUUGUGCUUACUGAAGGAUUAAGCUAACUAUUUCAUUUCCGUGUACGUGACAAUACUAUUAUGGAUAAUUAUAAGGCGACAAUAAUACUAUUAUUUAGCUUCCUGCUAUUUCAUCAUUCUUUGGCGGUGGUCAACACGAUCAGCAGUGAAAAUAGGCAGAAAAACGUGGAACAAAAACAAGUGAAUUUUGAAAAAGAAGGAGAAAAAAUAAAAUCAAAACGAGAUGAAAAUCAAAGCUCUAUACAGAAUGACAUUGCAGAAGACAGAAUAAGUCACAAUGACUUAUCAAGUGUAUUACAACCGCAAUAUCCUUCGUCUCAAUAUACACCGGAUGUGCCACAAACGUUUUUGCCUCCGGCAAAUUCUUUUAUUAAAAAUUUUCGGUCGCCGGACUUAAUGUAUGUUAAUCCAAAACUUCCAUUCUCUCGACCGCCGUUCCCACGUGGAUAUCCUUCAUUUUUACCAUGGAAAAUGAACAUUCCAUUUAACAAUUUGCCUCCAAUGAAGACUUUCAAAACUUCUCCAUUCCCAACAUCAGUUGAAGCUUAUGGGCCGCCAAGAAAACCAGCAUUACCUCCAUUUUUAGCACCAGGAUUUCCAUCAAAAGACUUUAAACGUCUAUCAGCUCCUCGAAUAAUUCCAAACAAUUUACAUCAAGAUUUCUCGAAGCUGUCAAUACCAGGUGUACCUGGAGUACCUGGAUUGCAGAGAAUACGAAAUGCUUUUGCACCUCCCACCCCUCCGGAUAUCGAGUAUGAUGGAUGGCAACCGAUUGCAGGAAGUAUUUCCGGACCAAAUCAUCAAAACUUACAACCGGAUACACUUGACAGUCAGCUCUCAAGUCAAACUCCCGAUCAUACCCAAAUAACCGGCAUUCCAAGUAAUUCUUAUGGUGAGCCAAUAAAUAAUCUCGCUGAUCACAAUUUAAAACAACAAGUGAUUAAAACUGAAACAGAUUCUGGUUUACCACCACCUGUAUUACCUGAUGCUGAGCCACUUCAUAACAUUCAAGAACAAACAAAUUUAAAUCCACUCCAGUUUUUAUCUCAUCCUGUUGAACCUGUCAUUAAUAAUCAUAAUGUUAACAACGAUUUUCCACCGUCUGUUGGAGGCGACUUAGAAUUUCAACAACUUCCAAAAGUAAACAAUGAGGAAGCUCUCAAAUUAUCUUUCGAUAAUUUCAAGGAGAAUGUUGAUUCUUAUCUCGUUCCACCGCCUUCAUCGUUUAGUGCUACCGGCCCUUAUCCCGCAUCACGAAGACCAGAUUACAACAAACGUCAUCAGCACGCGUAUCACAUCCCACGGAAUACCGGCCCAAUUAGACCACAUACUUCACUUCCGUUUUGUUCUUUACCUGGUAAUUUAAUUCCACCCAGGAAUUGGGCUAACAAAUUCCGUGAUUCUACUGGUGAAUUUUCGAGCUUAACAAAUAUGUACAGUCUACCAGUUCAUCACUUCACGCAGUUCGAGAAACCACAGGAAGCACCAAUUACUGAUUCUGACGUUUCGAUGAGUUUUAAUCAACUCAUUGUUAAUGACGACGUUUUGUCUGCACUUCAUACUGAUCUUGAUCAGAACUCAACAGCUUUGAUUAAAAAUACUGAAAUUAAUGAAGAUCAUUAUGAUAACUCGUUAGCAUCAAGUAUUACAAAUGAAAUACCAUCAGAUGAUCUGCAAAUUCAAGGACCCAAAGGAACUUAUCGCCUACAGAUACAGCCAGCGGAUGGAUUGAAAAGUGCUGAUGAUUCUGUUGUUCAUAGUCAACUGUUGUCUGAUGGACUCUUACAGAAUAUCAUUGCAGCUAUUGAACAACCUGGAGAAGGGCCAAUUGAGAUUCAAAACACUCCUCAAGCUCAAUCCCUUCAACAAAUCCACACACAUACGCAUCAAGAUUUUAUUGAUCUUUCUGCAGCAUCAUCUUCAAUCUUCUCAGUUAUGGAUAAACAAUUGCUUCAAGUGGAUACAAGCAAAUCAAUUGAAACAGAACAAAUGCCAACGUCAUCUUCGUAAAAUAAAGUAUCAAAAUGCUACGAUUGUUUCGUUUAUUUAUCUUUUCAUCAAUAGAAAACAAAAUUCGAAAGAUAAUUGAAUUAAUCAGCUUCGUGGAAUGUCGAGUGGUUAUAAUUGGAUUUAAUUGGAUUUUAGAAAA